Molecule: messenger RNA, 1464 nt
Organism: Echinops telfairi (small Madagascar hedgehog)
Lineage: Eukaryota; Metazoa; Chordata; Mammalia; Afrosoricida; Tenrecidae
Gene: PAIP2
Product: poly(A) binding protein interacting protein 2
Exons: 4
Coding region: 128-502 (124 amino acids)
Biological process (GO): negative regulation of translational initiation
Cellular component (GO): cytoplasm
Molecular function (GO): mRNA regulatory element binding translation repressor activity
Source: RefSeq, a predicted model, not a curated record
UGGCGGGCGAAGCGCACGACGAGCCGGGGAGCGGCGCUGCCUGUGGAGAUCCGCGGAGGCCGACAGGAUUCGUUGGCUGCCGUCCCCGCUUCCGUGCACUGGGUUAAAACGACAACUAACGCCAACCAUGAAAGAUCCAAGUCGUAGCAGUACUAGCCCAAGCAUCAUCAAUGAAGACGUGAUUAUAAACGGGCAUUCUCAUGAAGAUGACAAUCCAUUUGCAGAGUACAUGUGGAUGGAAAAUGAAGAGGAAUUCAAUAGACAAAUAGAAGAGGAGUUAUGGGAAGAGGAAUUUAUUGAACGCUGUUUCCAAGAAAUGCUGGAAGAGGAGGAAGAACAUGAGUGGUUUAUUCCAGCUCGAGAUCUUCCACAAACUAUGGACCAAAUCCAGGACCAAUUUAAUGACCUUGUUAUCAGUGACGGCUCUCCUCUGGAAGAUCUUGUGGUCAAGAGCAAUCUGAAUCCAAAUGCAAAGGAGUUUGUUCCUGGGGUGAAGUACUAAAAUAUUUGAGUAGAUGGGGCCCUCUUUUGGUGGAUGUAGCACAAUUUCCACACUGUGAAGGCAGUAUUAGAAGACUUACUUGUAAAAGCUCUCUCGUCACUGUGUUACACUUAUGCAUUGCCAAAGUUUUGUUAGUCUUGCAUGCUUAAUAAAAGUGCUGAGACUGUUAUUAAGUAAAAAGCUGUCAAACAUUUACUGAAAAUAGAAUUGUUUCCAUGGCUUGAUGUGAAGACAGCAAGGGAAGAAGCACCAGUCAAGUUGUGACAAAGUACCAAAUUAAAUGUUAACCUCUAAAUCUUACCUUACUGUCUGUUGCGAUGCUGAACUGGUUUCUUAGGAUGAACUAGCAACUUGUUAAUGCCAAGACCUUUUUGAAUUAGUAAAUCUAAGUUAAGUCCAAAUGCUAAGGAAAUUUCUCAAUUCCCAUAAUACCCAUUUCAAUUGCAUUUGCUCCCAUUAUAAAACAAAGAGUCCCCCUUUUCUAAGAAGAACAGCUAGUUAAUUUGAAAUAAUUUAUUAAAGACAUGUCUUUGGUUAUUGAGGUUACAGGUAAUGAAAAGAAAAUUAUUGCUGACUUUUGUGGCAUGUUACUGUGUCAGAAAUGUUGAAUUCUCCUAAUACAUCUGCAGAGAUAUGUGACUUAAGAAUUGCAUAUUCUAAGGAGUAUUCUACAUCAUACUGUGUGAAGUCUUAACGUUUGACCAACCAAUAAUCCUAUUGAGCAAAGAAAUUGUAACAUUAUGGUUGAGUGGUGCUUUUCCUUGCAUUGUUAACCAUCACAAUAGUCUACAGCACAACUUUUCUUUUAACAAAGCUAGAACAGUUUUGGCUUCUUAAACUUCAUAUUUGGGUAGGUUAAGCUGCCAUACGUGUUCAGUGUGAAUAGUGUUUAAGUUGAAAAUAUUGUAAAAAAAUUAUAUUUUUUCAAAAAUAUUUAAAAAAAUAAAUAAUAGUAGAACUGA